This is a messenger RNA of Chelonus insularis, 2023 nucleotides long. RefSeq lists its product as uncharacterized. The record is from RefSeq and is a predicted model, not a curated record. The coding region runs from base 467 to 1843 and encodes 458 amino acids. NCBI's taxonomy places the organism in Eukaryota, Metazoa, Arthropoda, Insecta, Hymenoptera, Braconidae. The transcript is spliced from 8 exons.
GAAAUAUUUAUUUAUUAUAUAAAAAUAAGCUGAUCUUACUGGCAAGUAUUGGAUAAUAAUUAGUGUUAACACCAGAAGCUACAUAAUGAAGGAAUUGGGAUGAAGCGCACAUUGGCAUCAAGCCAUAAAAACUACUGAUUAUUUGUUAUCACGUCAUUAACAUCAAGCCCAAGUCAUCGCGGAUUAUUUCCAUCUUCAACACAUGAAAAUAAUAAACAAACAAAAUGAGGAAAUAAAUUGGUUACUUUAUUUUUAACUGAUUUUCUUUUAAGAAGAGAAAUAUUGAUAAGAAUACUUUGAGACCAUCUUCUUAGUGAAUUAAAGCUCUUGAGAGUACGUAAUGGAGCUCGAGAACAGAGUACCUGGUUUUUCUAGUGCCUCUUUCGAUCUCUAAAAUUAAUUUAAAAUCAUCAAUACCACGAGUGCUUGGAAGACUUUGAAGAAAAAUAUUCUGUGAUGAUUAGACAUGCAACCCGGAAGGUGUUCAGCAACAACAGUGUUGUUAAUAUUUAUUUUUCUGUGUAUUAAUAAUAUUUAUGGAAAAACAACACGAGUUUCAAAACCUGUACGUAUACCAGGAAGUUACAUCGAAGUUGUUGAAGAAGUCACGUGUUCAGAGGGAGUUAUAAGACUGACUUGUCGUUCAUUAAGAGCUUUUCUAUUUAUUCUUGAAGCUCAGUAUUACCGCAAUGAGGCGGAAAAUUGUUAUGAAGUAACAAAAGUCAAACGAGCUAUACGCCACAAAGAAUAUUGGUCGAGAUAUCGAGGAAAUACUACUGUCGAGUUGAAGGGAAAUUAUAUACAUGGUGAUGAUGAACACAAACCAGUUGUUGACUUGAGAACUUCUUUUAAUAGAAGGUGUUCUGGUCAUCAUCACUGUCGUUUCAACAUCUCUGAGGACCAUCCAGGCCCAUCGAGAUGGCAGCCAGCUAAUUUACGGCUUAAGUACGCCUGUAUACUUGAAACGGCAGUAAGAAAAUAUUGCAACACUGAAGUGAAAUUAAACAAUAAUGAAGGAGGAUACAUCAAGACACCAGGGUAUCCACUCUAUUAUCCUGGAGAGUAUGCCUGCGUCUGGACUUUCCAAACAAUUCCAGGUCAGCGGGUUUCAUUACAGUUCCAUGACUUUAAUAUACGCAGUCCUGAAUCCAAUGGAAAUUGUGUUGACGUAGUGAGAAUUCGAGAAAAUGGCAAAACAUUGUUUGAAUCAUGUGGAACACGUGCUGGAACAAGAAUUAUUUCUGAGUCAAAUAAAAUCACUUUAGAUCUCAUGUCUGCUUCCAAAGUAUUUCCUGCUAGAGGACUUUUGCUUCAAUAUCAAGCUAUUGGUUGUCCUGCUAUCCAAACACCAAAUGGAAGCUUCAUCUCCAAUGACACUUUUAGCUCUAGAACUUUUGAGUGUCGUUCUGGAACAGUCUUUCCCGAUACUAUGCAGUCAACAAGAACUCUGGACUGUCAAAAAGGACAUUGGAACGAGAGUAUUGAUAAUCUACCCAAUUGUGUUGCCUCUUCAGCGAUUAUUUUAAAAGCUAAAGAAGACGAUAACCACCUAGUUAGCCUAUCAGGUGACAAUAUUCACAAUACAGGGGUGAGAAUUGGACGAACAGACAACGCAGUCGUAGUAGAAUCAGUUUUGGGUAUGGAUUCAGCGCAGACCAAUAUGAUGAAGCAAGCAGACUUUGUUGUGGAUAUGGUUGUGCCAUCGAUACUCAUUGUUUUGCUAUUCGUUGGCAAUGCAGUUAUCGUUUAUAUAAUUUUCCAAUACAGGAAAAGGAAAGUACCAACGAUAAGUUCUGGAGAAGAAAUGGCCUUACGACCACCAACAGACGUACCGCAAGUCUGACUACACUCUUGUUGUUAAUAAAGUACAUAAUGAAAUUAGUUUUAAGUUACUAAUUACUAACUCUACGGUGGUCUAAAAUUGAACAUAUAUAUAUAUAUAUACACUCAUAAGCCUAAUGAGCCAACAAAGUCUUAACAAAGACGAGUUUGUUAAAAAAAAAAAUAGAUUAACAAAGGAAAA